Molecule: messenger RNA, 1308 nt
Organism: Penicillium mononematosum
Lineage: Eukaryota; Fungi; Ascomycota; Eurotiomycetes; Eurotiales; Aspergillaceae
Exons: 2
Coding region: 1-1308 (435 amino acids)
Source: RefSeq, a predicted model, not a curated record
AUGUUGCGCCCUGCUGAGAAGUUCGUCCAAAUUCCCAGCCGCCGCUUGCGAGCCAAAAAUCACCUCUCCACCAUGUCCUUCUUUCCCAUGGGACCAAAAAAUCCGUCUAAACGAGAUCCUACCGAGUCAACCAAACACCAAGUCGCCGAUCAACUUGAACGACUUAUGGAUGAAAACGGCCACAAAACUUGGGGGUUUGUUUUGUACCGCUGCACCUACAAGAGCGACUCUGAUUGGGAGAAGUUUAUGCAUCAAUAUCUCAAACCUGUCAAGACCAGCUUGGAAAGGAACAACGGUCUCAAUAUACUCGAUCGCUUUAGGCCGACUGUCUUUGAGGACCGGCGCUUUGACGGUGCGACCUCGUUCGCUAUCCGGGAUCACUUUAACCAGUGGGUGGCUAUUGCGCCCCAACAAGAACAAGGCAUCCCGGCAGAGGUGGCGCUAGCGACGCCUCCCGGCCGGUACAAGUUCUGUCUCAUGGUCGACGAGGAAUCAUUGCAAUCAGUUAUUAAUCGUCCGGCCGAUAUGGACGAGUACGCAGACGAGCGUGACCACUCCGCCUAUGUUAUUCUAGUGAGUGGGAGUUGGAACCCGGAAAUGGAGGAGAUUGAUGACGAGGAGCUGGAGGAAUACGGUGGUGUUUAUGAACCGGAGGUUUUCGACGCAGUUGAUGGUUGUACCGAGUGGGACGUGGGGUGCAUGAGAGCCCAUUCUUUAGAUACAUUCCUCGGCCGCUUCCCGCCAGCACAGCAAGCUCUUGCGCCGCCGGACUUUCCAGCCGCGAACCCGGGCAUCCUCCUCUCGAAACCAAAUACGGCAGACACCAGUACAGCAGACCAGAGUCAUACAGACUUAUUCAAAGAUGUUCUACACGAUACAAACAGUCCUGCUCUCGCCCUUCAAGCACUAAUAACGCGAGAAACCCAGGCAGCAUACUACGAGCACCUGAUGCGGGAGGAUCCCACAGCCUCGGCAUUGACCGUGUUUUCGUCCACUACUUUGAUUCCAGUCCGGUGGGACGGGUUUGUUGCCGGUGUAUCGAUCAUCGUUGUUCAUUUUAUUAUACUUGCGGUUAUUACGGUAUUGUUUGUGAUUUACACCACCAAUUCGAUGAUUGGGAAUAGCUGGCAGGCUGUCGCGCAGGUUGUCUCGGAGGAUAUGCUUACGGUCUUGGACCAUGCGUGUAAGGAGGACGAUGAGAAGGUAAAGAAACGUUGGGGAAAGGACCAGCUAGCGAACCACAGUGCCCUUCGAUAUUUGCCGAAUGGACGCGUGGCUAUUGGAGUCAGUGAAAGAGAGACUUCAUAA